AUGUCCCCUCACAGUGGCUUUUUCUACUUGGUUGGGAUCUGGGUUGCGUCUCGUCUCGUCCGCGCCUUGUACAAUGUCUCCCCCUUCCACCCCCUCAGCCACAUUCCAGGCCCGAAGCUCGCAGCUGCCACAUUUCUGUAUGAGGCUUGGUUUGAUUUAAUUAGAAGGGGUCGCUUCACCCACGAGAUCAGGCGAUUGCACGAAAUUUAUGGUCCGGUGGUGCGCAUCAACCCAGAGGAGCUACAUUUCAACGACCCCAAUUUCAUUGACGAGGUGUACCCCACCGCCGGGCGCCCACGAGACAAACAGGUUCACUAUGUCACCUUUGCCACCGGCCCUACUGCUGAGGCGAUGUUUGCGACCAUUGACCAUAAACACCAUCGCAUCCGACGCGGCGCGAUGAACAAAUUCUUCUCGCGUGCACAGAUUGCGCGGCUGGAGCCUGAAGUUAAGAGGCUGACCGACCAGCUCUGCGACAAGAUUAUCCGGCUCGGCACCAAGAACCACGAACCACUCGACAUCACCACCGCGUAUAGCUGCUUCACCGCCGACGUCAUCUCCGGCUACUGCUUUGGCGAGUCCUUCGGGUUCGUGGAGCAGGAGGGCUGGGAGCCCAACUUCCGAGACGCCGUUGUGGGUCUAUUGGAGACGAUCUUUCUCUUUCGGUUCAUACCUGUAACCAAACUUCUGGUACCUUUAGUCCCGUUCCUGUGGAGAUGGCUGCCCCGAUCAUUGCAGGUCUACAUGGAGGAGUCGACGGAGAAGAUGCCAGCUCGCGUCCGCCAAGCGAGGCGGGAGUUCGAGACGGGGACCAUCCCCAGCCGGCCGACUAUCUUCCACGCGCUGCUUACUUCUUCAUUGCCGGAGGCCGAAAGGACCGACUACCGGUUGACCGGGGACGGUUUGUCGCUGAACACCGCGGGGACAGAGACAACCGCCUGGACCCUUACAGUCGCAACCUACUACCUCCUGGACCAGCCAGAGACGCUUGCCCGCCUUGUGCAGGAACUCCAAGCCGCCGACGCCACCAACCGAACGUGGAUCGAACUCGAGAAACUACCCUACCUGAGCGCGGUUAUCGCCGAGGCACUCCGCCUGUCCUACGGAGUCAGCCCGCGGAGCCCGCGGAUUGCGCCGAACGAGCGCCUCGUCUACCGUGGACGGUUCCAGGGGCGCGAGAUCGUCUACGACAUUCCCCCCGGCACGCCCGUCGGCAUGUCCAAUGCGAUCAAUCACCACAAUGAGGAAGUGUUUCCAGAUUCGCAUACUUUUAGGGUGGAGCGAUGGCUUGAGGCGGAUGAAGCUCAGCGCCGCCGGAUGGAGACGAGUUUGACUUCGUUUUCGAGGGGAAGCCGCUCAUGCGUUGGAAUCAAUCUCGCAUACUGUAACCUGUACGUGGCAAUGGCGGCCCUCGCGGUGCGAGUGCUCCCCCGGACGAAACUGUUCCAGACGACCGUGGAGGAUGUGGCGUACGAUCAUGAUGUUUUUGUAGGGGUGCCAAGACGGGAAUCGAAGGGGGUGAGGGUUGUGGUUUCUUGAGAGAAACAUGAGAGUGAGGAUGAGCCAAUGGUCGGGCUUUCUUAUGUAUGGC
Molecule: messenger RNA, 1591 nt
Organism: Aspergillus brunneoviolaceus CBS 621.78
Lineage: Eukaryota; Fungi; Ascomycota; Eurotiomycetes; Eurotiales; Aspergillaceae
Product: cytochrome P450
Exons: 6
Coding region: 1-1539 (512 amino acids)
Molecular function (GO): heme binding; iron ion binding; oxidoreductase activity, acting on paired donors, with incorporation or reduction of molecular oxygen
Source: RefSeq, a predicted model, not a curated record